UCGUAUCGGAGAUCAGCCAAUAGGAAAAGGCGUAUGUAUGUUAAGGAAAUAUGGCGGAUGCGCGUUGGUAAAGUUAGCGACCAAUCAGUUUACGAAGAUGGAACGAUAGCUCAGGAAACGAUUGGAAAUGGUGUGCGGUAGCGCUUGGAUUAUAAGAAAACUGUACGGUAGCACGGUUUGCGGAUGGAUGUAAGCGCGAGUUUCGUUCUGUCAUGGAUAUUAUCGAACGGUGUGUCAUAGCUUUGUCCGAGCAUCGUCGUCGUGCUCGUCUUCGUGCUCAAUUUUGUGUUAAUCGUCGUCGACGUCGCCGGCGUCGUCGUCGUACUUAUUGCUAGAUUCUUACAAAGUAGCAGCGCCACUGGGCUCUGAAAGAAUCGCAAAGGGGCGUAUUUAUGCGUCUUUUGCAUGUAAUUCUCCAUUCCAAUUUUGUACUUGCACCUUUUGUUUUUCUCUGGUGCCUCGAGUGAGAAACACACUGCAAGAACGUGGGAGAGGGGGAGAAAGAGAGAGCGUUUAAGUGGGAAAGAGAGAGGGGAGGCUUCCCCGUGAUUUCAUUCUAUCGUCCACGUGCUUUCGCGGCUUAUUGUUAGACCGGAGAUUCUCAAGUGACGGGUGCGGCGGUGAAAGAGUGAAAAGGGCAGGAGAGGGGGUUUGGUUUGAUCUCUCUCUCCCUCUCCCACUCCCACUCCCACUCUCUUUCUCUUUCUUUCUAUGCCGGAAGGUAAGAAAGAGUGGGGGAUAGAGUCAGUACCGCGUCGACCUUAGAGGAGUCUAGCGCUCGUUUCGUUGCAUCGCGUUUAGUGCGUGUUCGUCAGUGCGCGAGUCAAUGACGACCUCGUGAACGCGCGAGAACGCGCGUGCUCGUGCGACGAUGCGCGUUUCCCGCGACGUCGAGAAAGAGAGAGAAGAAAGCAGAGAAGAUUAAGAAUAAGAAGAGGAAAAGAGAGAAAGAUAGAGAGAGAGAAGAAUAAAGAAAGAAUCCAACACAACUACGAAUCAUCGUCGAAUCGUUCGAUCACACAGCUGAGAGUUUACUACGUGAUCAAAUACACGCGCGUGCGCGUGUCAGAAGAAAACGUGCAUUUCGUCUGCUCUUACCUUUAUCUCGAGAAUAUCAACAUAUCUCUUGUUUUGAAAGGUGUUUAUUUUCGAAGCGAGACACAGUGGUUGGGAUUUCAAGAAGCGCCAAAGUGAUUAGAAACGUAAGUUCGGCGGUGAUACUCUCGGGUGAAGGGUAGGGAGGGAGGGGGGAGGAGGAGGAGGGAAGAAACGUGAAUUUGUCGCUGUUAAGACGAUCACUGGAAGGAUAGUAUAACAGAGGUGAUAAAUCGAAGAAAAUAAUAAGUGAAAGAAACUUUGAAAAGAGAAGGGAGUCGAUGGAAUAAUGUCGUCGUGGUUAUUGUUACCGUUAUUAGUGUUGCUGUUUAUAUCGGCCGAUAAUAAUCGUCGUCUUCGUCGAUAAUCUUUGACUCGCGUGAGUGUAUCGCGAUGUCGAGCGGCACGGGGGCCGUCGUGCGUCCUACCGGCGCCGAGUGCAGGAAGUUCGCACCAAACAUAUUCAACAAGAGCAAGUGCAGCAGCUGCUUCAAACAGAAAGAGGAGCACAGUGCGGAGGCUCUGGAAUGCAAUAGGGCUACAAGAAAGAUUUCAAAAUGUGGAUAUCUGUUCGUCGCACCUGACUGGGAUUUUUCGAAUCCUCUGAAUCGGACAAAGAGAUGGCAAAGAAGAUGGUUCGUUCUUUACGACGACGGAGAGUUGACUUAUUCGGUCGACGAGCACCCAGAAACUGUGCCACAAGCGCGAAUCGACAUGACACGAGUGCUGGAGGUGGCAGCUGCGGAGGACAUCACUGGGCAUCCUUACAGCCUGGCCGUGACCUCCCCCGAAGGUGUCACCUUUGUUAAGGGCACGUGUCGAGAGGAAACGAGAUGGUGGGCUGACGUUCUCCAAGUCUAUUCGCGAAACAAAGGUCGACACAAGAGAAAUGCAACAUUUCCUGGCAGCCAGACGACGAUCCUUCAAGUUACACCGAACAUUCGAAGUAACACACCGAAUCCGCCUCGGCCUCGGUUCAAUAGCUGUCGAUCAGAACCUCGAAGCAAUGCCAUUUGGAUUUCAGAGACGACGGGGGUUGGUGGCUCUUCGGAGCUCUGUUCUCCCGUAUUUUCAUCGACGCCUUCUUUGAUUACCACCAGUGUGGUGACAAUGACGAGUUGUUCGACAAAUUCUUUGCUAAGCAACGGUAACGUAGACAGCAGCAACGUUUCGCCGUUACGAAGCAGUACUCCUUUGGAGAACGGUACGAAUGGCCCUUAUUUGACAUCGUCAUCGUCGUCAUCGUCGUCAUCGUCAUCAUCAUCAUCUUCAUCGUCAUCGUCAUCAUCAUCGUCAUCGUCAUCGUCGUCUGCGGCGGUAACAACGUCAGUUUCCAUCAACGGAAACGUCAUAGUCGUGAGCACGGCUUAUACGACGACACCAACGAGUACCGUCGUCGUUUCCUCCUUGAAUACGACGAUUUCGAGCACUUUGUCGAAUAGUUCUACUAUCACGUUAACAGAGAAACCACCAAUGAUACCCAACGAUGGUAAAACAACCUAUAGGGAUCAACCCGCCAGUGGAUCCUCUCCACCUACCAGAGACAAAUUGUGUGCCGAAGACAAGGCUAGACGCAGGUCGAAUCAUCAACAAGGAGAAAAUGGAUCCAGCGAGAAAUUAGACGACGAUGCUUGUCGAAGAAUAUUCUUAGAACACGAGAGAGAACGGGAAGGUAAAUUGCGGGACAUUGCCGCGUCGUUGACUCAACCACGAGUUCGCAGGAUCAAGCCUAGAACUUCAGAACCGACGAGGGACGUCGUAGAUGCCGCUAAUGCGGUACAUCGAGACAAACUUGUAAGAGGCGACCCCGACGGUUGUGGAUUAGAUAUUUCGACCAUUAGGUAUUCACCAACCUCCGAAUUAAGGGUCGAUUUACCAGCAGAAAAUGUACUAAACAUUAAGAAAGGUUGGCUAAUGAAGCAAGGUUUAAAUAAGGAAUGGAACAAGCAUUGGUUUGUUUUACGAGGUUGUGGCCUAAUGUACUAUAGAGAUCCUUGCGCGGAGGACAAGGGCAUCAUGGAUGGCGUUAUAGACUUGAAUACCGUUACUGCGGUUACGCCGUUGCAGGUUGCAAGAAAUUAUGGAUUUCAAACCGUGGCCUGGGAUGAAAGAGGUAGCACCGUUCUAUCCGCUGUGACAGCCGGCAUUAGAUCCAGCUGGAUGUCGGCUAUCAGAAGAGCAGCUAAUUUACCCGAUCCCGAUAACAAUGGGGAAUCCCUGCCAAUAUGUUCGGACAAUCAACAGGAUACUAAUCCUCAAUCACCUACAACGUCUAUCAACGAUCGUGAAAGGGAUUCGGUGAUUCCUCCGACUUCGAACACGCCCCGAUCGGUCCUGUUUUCCUCCGAUGAAGAAUACAGAACCGCAUCGGAAGGUGGACGGAGAGAAUCCGGUGACUGGUCGGAAAUUCCGGUUUCGCCCCCUCUUAUUAGAAACGGAGAUUGGUCUUUGCCUUUGAAGGGGUCUAACUGGUCAGAUACGACGAAUCACGAGUGGUCGGAAUUACCACCGUCGCCGCCCUUGACGAGAACGGCUCUUUCGAGGGUCAAGGCGAGAUCGAGGUCGAGUUCGAGAUCGCGAGUUUACAAGAGGAGUCGUAGUUCACCACCGAGUUCGCGACGAAGUACUCUCGAUAGUGUCAGAUCGGAAGAUCUUAUGAUGGCCUGUUGCGAGUUGGGAGAAGACGAGGAACAAAGCAACGGACAUAUUCAAAACAGCAGUCGUCUUUCCGGUUCGAAUGACAGUCCUUUAAUCGUCGAGCUCUUGGAGAACCAAGUCUCCCUCUUGCGCGAUCAACUCGAUCACAAUCAGCCUCAUCCGAGCGCAUUGCUAGUCAUCGUUGAACGUCAAGAAAACGAGAUAGAGAAAUUAAAGUCACAGUUAAACACGGCACGAAUAGACGUGGCCAACGCUGAGAAAGAAUUGUCCAGAUUGAGGCAGCAAAUGGCAGAGGCGGUAAUCAGGGAGAAACAGGUGGAAGAAUUGCUCGGCACGAUACAAAGAACGGAACAACAGAGGAACAAGGAUCUCGACGAUUUAGAGAAACUCAAGAAAGUCUAUUCAAGAGAGAAAGAGAUAUUAGAAUGUAAAUUAUUGGAAACCGAGGCUAUUCUUAGAGAAACGAGCGAACGAUGCGAGAUGCUUACGAACGAGUUGUCAUCGAGUCACGGAAACGUCGAACAUUUGCAGGAAGAAGUGCAGGCACUUGGUGAAAGACUCUCUCAAGGUAUCGAAGAAAACGAACGAUUAUACAAUAGAAUGAGAGAACUUGAAGAAAGAGGUGGCCUUUCCGGAUCUCGAGAACGGGGCAGAAGCUUUGAUUCUCUCAGCGAUCUAACCAAUAUAGAUUUGGACAUGGAUCUCAAUAUGCUGGACAAAGAGAGGAUCGUUGAAGAGUACGAUGAACUGCGAGUUCGAUUCGAGAAGGCCAUCUCGGAGAUACGUGCUAUGCGUAAAGAAUUGCGCGAAGCGCACUCGACGCAGGAUGCAUUAGAAUUGGAGAUAUUUGCUUAUAAGCAGGAUGCUAUCGGUGUGAGCGAGACGAAUCAAGCACAGGUUCAAUUGAUGGCUGCUCGUAUUCAAGAUUUAACCAACAAGCUAGCCGCCAGCGAAAAACAAGUCAGAACGCUCAAGCAGAAAUUGACGAAGGCGGAAACUAGGGACAAGAGGAGAUCGCUCUCCUUGAAGGGAAGAGAAUCUUUCCAGAUAUCUCAGGAAAUGGAAGAUAAGCUGUUGGACUUGGAAAAUAAGAUAUGCGCUAUAGAACGUGGUAAGAGCAUCGGUGGUGGUCCGAUUUCCUCCACCGGUGCUAGUUCGAAGGAAUCGAGUCCUACUUCGAAAAAAGAUAAAGAGAAAGAAAAGAAAAAGGAAGGGAAACAUUUGGAUCGUGCUAGAUUGCGUAGGAAGUCGUUGGACAGUGCGACCAGUUCAGAACCUAUGAAGGUGUUAAUCAGAUUAAGCACACUGGAAACCAAAGUUGCGAGCGUAACCGAAAACAUGGCCAGCGACGCGGAAAAAGAUUCGAGCGAAUGCAGUGAGGUGAGCGGUAGUGCGACGGCUUCCGCCGGUAACGAACUAUCCUUGGAAUUUCUCUCAAGAUUAAAGAAAUUGGAGAGAGUCGUGUGGAAGUCAAAACGACGAUUGGAAAAGUGUUUGGGCUCGACGCAAACGGAGGACAAAGCGGAGAAAUGCUUGCGCGAGGUCAACGAUAUUCUUGAUUCGUGCGUAGAGUGUAAGAAAGGCCAAGUCAGUGGUCAAAUCGGGGAAUCGGUAGGAAUAGUGGUAUGUAGAUUAGAGGCUAUACUUAAGGAUAAACUAAGUGAACUCACGAAGAGACGGCAAACGCUCGCAUCGAACGACCGCUUGGACGAUAGGGAGAAAGUCAAGUUGAUCGCCGAAAGGAUAGCAUUCGAAUCCGUGAUACUUGGACGAUUAAAGCGCGCGAUCGGCGGUACCUUCGGAGAUAAGAGCGCCGUUCUCGGUGAACUAAUCGAAACUAGUCAGCUUGCCUCAAGCUUAAAGCAUAAGAUUCAUGGAACCAAGCCCAAAACCUACCAAAACACGAAUUACAUGCAGUAUCUUUCUAAAGUCUUAGCAAAUAAGUUAGUUCUCGUAGGAGGCGUUAUCCCGGUUAAAACGGAGACAUCGCUACAACUUUGCAACGCUCGAAGCGAGAGCUUGAAUUUCUUGUUGCAAAAACAAAAGGAAGUCGAUGGUAUUGUUGGACGAUACAAGGAGACCAAAUUAAAAGAGCUGGCCCAGGCCUUGGCGAUCGAGACGCUUAAUUUGUCCGAUCAAGAUGAUCAUCCCGCGAAACAAAUAAACAUCUCGAGCAAAAAAUUGCUCGAAAACAAACGUAUACGCGAAGCUUGGGCUCUUGCUCAGGAAACGGUCAACAAGGAGCUUGUGCAAAGCGAGGUGUCACGCGUUAUCUUGCAUUGUGCGCAGAUCUACGAACAGGAUAUCUCGUCCGUCCUCGACACUUGUCUCAACUUCAACGAAGCUGGAUGGGUCAGCUUGGAGAACUGGGCGGACGAAACGCGAUCUAAAUUACGCCAAGAGAUUCAACUUUCUGUAGAUGAGUUAUCCGAAGUUUACGAAGAUUCCCUUCGAACGAUGAAAAGGAACAAGAGUUUUACCAAUGCGGAGUACGAUUCUCGUCAACUCUUGACGGAUUACGCUGACGUAAUUGCGCACAAAGCUUUAAUAGAUGCCAGAAUUGCUAUUCUACAAAAGAAUACGAAACCGUCAACCUCUUUUAAUGGACAAAGCGGUCAGAGUUUUCUAUCUAGUCUCAUACGAAACGAAGAUCUUCUCAAUCAUUUGACCGAGGAUAAAUCUACUAAUUUCGAUAACGAUCUUGUUCUCGAAGCAGAGUGCAAUUAUCUUUAUCAACAGUUUGCCGAAGAGUGCGAGGAGAAAAUAUCUGGUAGGCAAGAAUCGAAGGAACGACUUAAAACGAUAGGACAACAUUUAGGAUAUCUCGAGGAGGACAUUAGUGGACUCGCCAAAACAAUCAAAGAAAAAGCAAGCGCAUCGACCACCAAAAUGAUCUGUCAGUUUGAACGUUCAAGUAGCGGGCUGACAGAUUGGACAAAUGUUUGCGAAAAGUGUUCUCAUUUACGUGAACAAAUCAAAAGACUAGCCGAUUACAUCGAUCGUAUGUCCUGCAAGCAGUGUGAAGAGUUACAAGAAACCAUAAAGAGGCUAACGGCUCGUCACGAGGAAGAGCUGAAAACGCUCAAGAGAAAUCAGGAGAAAGACAUAAUGGACAUAAAGGGUGAACUCGAUAAUCAAAGGCAAUCCUUAAAGACGCAGUACGAGCAAGAAGCAGCUAAUCUACGAGAAAGGGCGAGAAAAUUGGAACAUAGAUUGAAUGCUAUGGAUUCUGAACAUUAUGCUCACGUAAAUGAACUGCGUGCCGUUUAUCAAAGAUCCAUAAGCGCAGAAUUGGAUACCGAUGCUGAGACGAGGAAAAGAUACAAGGAUGAGAUUAAGCACCUCAGGGCACUUUGUGAAAAAGGAUUGUUAGCCAUGGAAAAUUCGCAUCGACGUAUUAUUUCGGAAAUGGAAGAAAAGCAUCGACAGGAAUUGGAAAAUUUAAGGGUCGAAAAGGAGCAAGCUCUCUCGGAAGAAACUCAAGCGACUUUGGCUGCCUUGGAUGCCAUGAGAAAGGCGCACGAACACGAGGUACAGAAAGAAAUUGCAAAGUUCAAGCAAGAAUUCAUCAAGCAAAUGCAAGCUAGAGAAGAUAUCGGUGAACUGCACAAGGAACACGAGGAAGAGAUGGAAGAAAUAAAGCAAGAAAUUCUUUCGUUGUCCGCCAAAUAUUCAUCAAAAUGCGUCGAGUCUGCUGCUUUGGAGGAAAAAGUAGGUACUCUUACGAAGCAACUUGCACAAGCGCAACAACACAUAAUGCAGCUAGAUGCUAGGAAUAAGCAGUUGAGAGCCCAUUUUUUGGUCGAAUGUAGCGACGCUGGUAUCAACGAUACUAUUCAAAUUUUAAAAAGCGGAGAGAAUGACACAGUCGAACCGAAGGAGGAACUUUACAAGCUACCACAGCACAUAAAACAUGGGGACACCCUUCGUGAAACGACCGGUGUACCACAGAAAUCUUCGUCACUAAACACCUCGCCAGCGUACUCACCGCAGCGUGUAAGAAAUAAUCACGAAUCGAUGCAAGGAUCGAACGAGGAGCAGAAAUUAACGAGCGAACGCCCAAAAAGCUCCUUAUCCACGCUUCAAAAGUCCCUUUCGGCGGAUAAACCGAGCAGCUUCUCGUACAAGCUCGAGCGAAUUAAAUCCAUAUCGUUGCCUUACUCGAAUAAUUUAGUUAGGCCGGGGAGUAGUACUGCUAUUUCAUCGCACGAUAGGAAAGAUACGAUCUUAACGCAAAAGAACGAAGAACAUAAUGGCAUAGCAUCGCCAUUAUGGGACAGCUUAAGACCAAGGAGCGGAUUGCCCCAUCAGUAUCAAGGUGGCACAGCAGAGAUGCGAAUCAACGGUACUGGCAGUCGGAAACAGGAGGACAAACAAAGUAAAAAACAGCAACAAUCGGAGACAUACACCCUCCGUACCGACACUCAUCACCCAUCCUACCUCAGCCCGGAACCCCCAGCUCUCUCCGUUGCAGAGCUGAUGAGGAGGUCUCCAUUAUUGAGGUGGUCGAGCAGAAAUUGUCGUAGCUUGCCUCCUACACCUCUACCGAAUUAUCAUCAACCGCUCCACCCCCCACUCCCCGCGGUGGGCAUGGUUGCAGAGAGGAAGAAGCGUUUCGAACUUUAAACCCCCUGUCCAUCUUUCGCUUAAAUUACCGGAAUCAUCGAUUUGUACGCACGAGUCGCAUCAUCUUUUACGCUACGUAUCCAAACCGAUUUUACUAAAGCGUGUAAAAUUAAAUUGUUCUUUUAUUCGUAUGCUCAUUUGGUUUUUGCUCAUGCACAUUGUUUCCUUUUUUAACAAUGUGUUCUUUUCUUUUUUUUUUUUUUUAUUGUGAAGAGAUUCAGGAAUUGAAAUGCGUGAAAAUUCGACAUUUAAAAUGCGUUCCUUGUAAAUGUUAAUUCAAGGAUGAUUCAGGAUACGCUUACAUAAUUAGUAUACUUUGAUAAUGUGCAAUAAAUCGUGCUCAAGUACGUGCUUACCUUGUAUCGCAUCACUCUAUUGAGCAUGUUUAUAAGGUAAACAUGAUUCAAUAAUAAUAAUAAUAAUAAUAAUCGAAAGGAGUCUUUAGUCUCGUCUAGAAGGAAGUGGAUUCUUUACGCCCAUCUUCGUUCCAAGUGGCUUAUACUAUGAACGUUCAUUAUACGCCUAUUCGUACGAUAGGUUUGUUUUUGAUAAAGUUUAUCCAGAAAGGUGUUUUUCUAAUUACAUUCAUAUAUACAAGAUCGUCGCGAGGAUCAACGUGACGAUUGUCCUUUGAUAUGCAUUUAAACUUUGAUAACAAGUUUUUUCCGUAGAUACCAUUUAGUCACUUUGCUACAAACAACUUUGUAAUAUUUGAAAAGUGCUGUUCUUCGUUUUACUUAACACUUAGCUGACCGAACGGGAAGAUCUCCUCGUUUCAAUGUAGAUCGGUGCCCAAACCAACCGAUCGGGGAGAUCUUCCUCCCAUAUUGACCUUAGCAAUGCGUUUUUGUUUUGUUUUCGUUUAUUUAUCUAUAUAGUAAAUAAUUUUCAAACUACUUUGAUUUCAAAUACCGCAUAUCAGUUCGCGUCACUUGCGAAACCUGCGUGGUGGAAAUCAUCGUACAGUUCGCUGGUCAGCGCACGUGGUCGACUAAGUGUUAAGAAACAAAAAAAAAACAAAAAAGAAGAAGAAGAAGAAAAAUCUCAUUUUUUGGUGAAAAAACAAAUUUUUCUACUCUACAAGCUUGGUGCGAUAAUUAUAAACAAUUAAACGAAGAAAACGAGAGAGAAUAAUAAGGAAAACAUUCAGUCGCGAGUCAUAUACACAAGAAAAAUCAUUUCGUGAUAAUUGCUAUAGUAUAYAUAUAUAUAUCUCAACUAUAUCAACGCAUACGUAUCUCGAUACUUAAUCAUUCGAGAUAAUGACGAUACAAUCUAUUUGAAAAUAUCUGUUUUUCAGAUAUCUACCUAUUACACACAAACACACUUCUCAUUUUGAAAAAGAGUUAACAGUGAGUUUCAUUUUAGCUGAAGCACAAGCUCAUAUUUCUAUUGUUCUGUUGUAUGUUGUUUAUUUUGAUAUUAAAAAUCUGGCCGCCCUGUGUUAUGAACAUGUUUGUGAUCAUGACACGUAAUAAAAAUGUUAAUGUGCAAAAGGAGGGAUGAAGUAGAAAGAAAAAAAAAAA
Polistes dominula (European paper wasp) is the source of this 9905-nucleotide messenger RNA. RefSeq names its product myosin phosphatase Rho interacting protein outspread (gene osp). The record is from RefSeq and is a predicted model, not a curated record. Gene Ontology annotation, molecular function: actin filament binding. NCBI's taxonomy places the organism in Eukaryota, Metazoa, Arthropoda, Insecta, Hymenoptera, Vespidae. Gene Ontology annotation, cellular component: actin cytoskeleton.